UCUGGACUAGGAAAGAAUUGAGAUACACUGUCUCUUUCUUUGGGGCUUCGGCUGUACUUACUGUCACCAUUAAUGAGAGCUUUUCUGUAAUUUCUAAAUACCUGGAGUAGUUCUAUCAGUGGUAUCAGAGCACAUCGACACUGUGGAGGGUCUUUAAUCGUGCAUAAAUGGAUUUACGUAUGAACAAGCUAGUGAAAUCAAUGGAGAAAACUAAGAUGACUUUGGUGGCAAUACAGGAGACACUCACAAAGCGGAACAGCGACCAGAAUCGAUCGAGGAAUCGAUUGCUUACUCCGCGCAGCUCCCAUCGCACUUUGCAUCUUGAACACGCGAGAAAGUCCGCUAGUCCACAGGGAUCAGAAGAGUUACCUCUAUUCAACGGGGAUGAAGUGUACGGAUGGAUAGUUAGGAUGUAUACUGCGGAAGAAGAUAAGGUUGAAGUCGCAGCAGACGCGAUGGAGGAAAGGGCGUUUGAAUGGUUUCAAUGGUGGGAAACUCAAAUGAGAGAUAACAGUUGGGAGGAUCUAAAGGAAGCGACGACUAGGCGUUUCCCACCGAGACGCAGACGGAAGACAGAAAACCAGGAAUCAUCACGAUCGCCAAGAACUUCUCUGAGUUCGCAAUCUUCGACGCGAACUACUGCUUCUUCUAGUUCACACUCGCGAAAGGCUUCUUUUAGUUCGCAAUCGUGAACUUCUUCUCAGAGUUCGAAGUCGGGAACAGUUUCUUUCUGUUCACAGACUUCCUCACCGGCCCUCAGUUCGCGUCCAAGAAAGUCGCCAGUCGAUUCUCACUGUUCGCAUUCUUCGUCUCAAGUCUUUUCUCUGGGUUUACAAGUUUCUCACCCUGCACAAGAUCUUCCCCAGUCAAUAAAGAAGACCGAGAUGGAGCCAACUGAAUCUGUAAUCAAGAAAAUGAAUAAGAAGGACGAAAUCGAGGAGCAAAGACAGAUUAUUCAAUGGCCAGAUUAUGUUUCUCCUAAUCUUGCAGAUGAUGUGUAUUUAAUUCCCAGCCAAGUUUCUAUUGUUGAUUUGCUUAUUCAUCCAUGUUCCUUUGGAAGUAGAGUCCUAAUGGCUUCUGAAACUAGAUUACUUAAAAUUAAGGAUAUUACAGAAGAUAAAACUGUUCUUGUCAAAAGACAACAGCCUCGACAACCAAAGGAAAUGUUUUGAGAAAAUUCAUGCCUGGAACAAAAGAGGUCUGGUCCAGUCCCAGUGGUUCACAAGGAUCAUGUUUUAUUUUCUUUCUGGAGAAUCUGCUAUCAUCUGGGGAAACCGCACACAGAUUCAUGAUGCUGACAAGUCUAGCCAUUCCCAACACCUUGGCAGAAAUUCACUGCCACUUGCAACUUUAAUUGUCAAAAACUUAGCAGGUUCUUUACCUGCUGAUGUAUCCAAAUGGGUGCAAGAAAAGAGGGCAAAGUCUUCAGGCUAUGGUACAUUAUUGGAUUACUUAACUGAGGAAUCAUUUAUGCAAGUUGCAGAAGUACAAGAAGCAGAAUGGUACAAUAUUGGAUUACUUAACUGAGGAAUCAUUUAUGCAAGUUGCAGAAGUACAAGAAGCAGAAUUGCAGCCAUGGGUUGAGAGCAUGUUAGACUACCCCAAGCUUGACUUACACAAUCCAUGUAAAGCACCUGCAAGUUAUCUCAUGUUGGGAGACAUCUCUGCAAAGACAGCUCUAUCCUUUCCUGAUGUUUUUGACUUCUUCACAAGGUUAUUACAGAGGAUGGCUCUUAAGAGUUACCAGCAAGCUCUAGACGCAGUUGUUGAUACAUCAAAAUUUUUAAAAAAAUUCUAUGGUGAUCCGGUCCAUUUUCUGGCAAGGUCUUUUGGAAUGGCAGAAAAGUAUCUGGGACAGAACAGCCCUUGCUUUCGUUGGACUUAUGGUCCUUUAGUAAUUGUUACUUCCUUUGAUUUUGCAAUGGAGCUUUCUGAUUUUCAGCUGAUGGGUGCAUUAUACAAAGGAAAUAAGCCUAGUCUUAAAGUUGACAGCAGGGUGUGCAGUAUAAUGGAACAAAUGCUACUUCGGGUUCAUGAUUGGGGAAUACCAUUGGAGAUUGUUGAAUUCUUUUGACAUGUGUGUGGAUGAAGUUCUGUAUGAGCUAUUCAGUGAGAAGUUUCACUCAAGGGACAUGCAAAGCUGAGGCUGGUCAAGAGUUUUUCAUCUUGAGGACAGGGAACUUCUGAUACCGCCAUCAACGAGGGACAGGGAAGGGAGAGGCACCAGGAGGAAGCUGAAUUCCAGGCUUGGUUCCUAUCUCCCCACCUUGAGGACAGGUGGAUUCUCAGGAGGGAGUAUUGAUAGACACCCGAGUGAAGCUGCUAGUACUAAUAAUGAUAAUAAGCAUUACGGGAAGGUCUAUAGUAGGAGAAAGAAGUAUAACAAUUAGUUAGUUGCUGAGGUGUAAUUUCUGUUUGUAUUCUGAAUAGAAUAAACAGCUGGGAAAGGGGAGUUAGUAAGUAGGCUGUUAGGUUGUUAGUCUGGACUGGGAAAGAAUUGAGAUACAUUCAACAUUGUCUCUUUCUUUGGGGCUUCGGCUCUACUUACUGUCACCAUUAAUGAAAGCUUUGAGUUGUUUCUUGAAUACUCUUUCAUCUUUUCUGUAAUUUCUAAAUACCUGGAGUACUUCUAUCACAGCUGAAGAAGCUCCCCCAUCACCAUCAGUAAACACUUCAUCAACCUAUGUUCCGUUUCAACUGCCAUCAACAUUGCUUCCCACACAACAACUCCUAGGGGCUAGAGCCAGUGCUGUCCCAGCACCAAUAAUGCACACUGCCCCACCCCACAAGCUUCCAAAACAAGCUACUUGGACUUUCCGGAUCCAUUUUGGUCAACUACAACUGUCCCAGAGUACCAUUAUAUUUGAAGGGAGUUUUUAAUGGAUGUUGAUCACCUUCACCUUAGUCCCACCUAUAAGACAAACUUUCUAUGCCAGGUUCAAGUUUUCAAGUUUGAGGACAAGUUUGAAUUUGGAGGAUGGGUGUAUUAAUGCAUGCUAUAUUGUAAGAUUACGUAAAGGUAAAAGAUCAAGUAAUUGAUUGAGGAGAUUGAUAGCUAGUGGUUGGUUUUAAUACUUUAAUAGCAUAUCUAUUUUAGGAAGUGAUUAUCUUGGAUUUUCCUUUCCUUAUUUUAGUCAUUCAUAUGAUUGCAAUCCCUAUUAUAAUAGGGAGUUUUGCUAUGCUAAUAAAAUACUCCGUAUCCAAGAAAGAGUUAAGUAGAAAUCAAGGAGAAAGAAAACUCCCAAAAUUCCAAAGAGAAGGAAAAGUCCCUAAAUUUCCAUCGCCCCUUCCCGUCUAUCAUUUUUCAAGAUUUUAUUUGCUAAAAGAGAGUGGAACAAGUAUUUCAUAGUUUCCUUUGAAGAAAAUUACAACCAUUAAAUAAAGGCAAUGGAAGUAGUUACAAAUUUACAAUUAGUCAAUUCAAUAUUACUGCAUACUCCCUCCGUUCUUUUUUAGUUGCAACGGGCAACAUUUCACAUUUGCCAACGCACGUCUUUGACCGUAAUUAUAUCUUAAUUCUAUUAGUAAAAAAUUAUUAAAAAUCAGAUUUUGAAAAAUUAUAAUGACUAAUGAGAUGAAUUGAACAAAUUUUUUUUUAAAAAUAUUUUCAUAAAAUAAUAGCGUGAAAUUUAGUCAAAGUAGAGCAUGUGAAUAGUGUAAAAUUCAACAUGUUGCGAUUAAAACGGAACGGAUGAUAGUAUUGAAUCAUAUAGCAGUCAUAGUUAUAUAUUUCAGCAAAUAUGUAUUUGUAGUUAUUGGAUUACCUUCUUUAAACACUCAUAUAUAAUAGGAAUAUACCGCCGAGAUGCUACCUUAUAUUCUUAUGUGUUGGGCUAAUGAUAUGAGUUUUCUCGCAC
Cuscuta europaea is the source of this 3857-nucleotide messenger RNA. Lineage: Eukaryota; Viridiplantae; Streptophyta; Magnoliopsida; Solanales; Convolvulaceae. The record is from the annotation of a GenBank genome assembly.